This is a messenger RNA of Cryptotermes secundus, 528 nucleotides long. RefSeq names its product mitochondrial import inner membrane translocase subunit Tim8-like. The coding region runs from base 115 to 390 and encodes 91 amino acids. NCBI's taxonomy places the organism in Eukaryota, Metazoa, Arthropoda, Insecta, Blattodea, Kalotermitidae. The transcript has 2 exons. The record is from RefSeq and is a predicted model, not a curated record.
GAAGAGGGCCGGACAGGUGUGAACGGGCGUGAAGCUGAAGUUGUAAUUGGGUAGUAGUUGCUGGUGGAAUUGAAAUACGUUGUAUGGAACUAGAAGUAUUUGAUAUUAAACAAUAUGUCAUAUUCUUCUGAUGAUGUUGGUUCUGGAUCAACGAAGGAUGGGGAUCACGAUCUUCAGGAGUUCUUAUUGAUGGAAAAGCAGAAAGCACAGCUUAAUGCACAGAUCCAUGAAUUUAAUGAUAUAUGCUGGGAAAAAUGUAUGGAUAAGCCUGGUAGCAAGAUUGACAGUCGGACUGAAACAUGCCUAAAUAACUGUGUAGACCGUUUUAUUGACGUGUCUCUUCUCAUAACAAAUAGGUUUGCUCAACUUCUUCAGAAGAGUGCUAUGUAGUGUUUGUAGAGUAUUUUAUAUUUUAAAAUUUACAGUCGCUUAUAAACAAGUAGCUCUGUUACACAAGGGGAAAGUUAUGUUAUUUGGCAAAUUCUUUUGUAUAAGGAAAUUUGAAAUACAUUGUUAUUCUUUUCAUCA